Molecule: messenger RNA, 3044 nt
Organism: Dreissena polymorpha
Lineage: Eukaryota; Metazoa; Mollusca; Bivalvia; Myida; Dreissenidae
Exons: 8
Coding region: 239-1111 (290 amino acids)
Molecular function (GO): zinc ion binding
Source: RefSeq, a predicted model, not a curated record
GUUAAACAAGUUCAAAUCAGAAAGGGAGAUCACCACCACUUACUAUAGCCUAUCCUCUCCCCUGAUUCAAGAUCAGUGUUCUGAUUGGCCAAAAUGAUUUGGGCGACCGUGGACCAACAGGCCUCUGAUAAAGUUCAGUUAGAAGUGAUAUGUGGCAAAUAGUGGGACAGUUAUAUGAAUACAGGACUUAACGCUUGCAUUAAUACGCGUGCACAUCUGAUGAAAAAUACACGGAGAUAUGGCGUUGACGCAUGAAAAUAGUAUGGAAUUAAAAACACUUCUGCCAGCCGGGAAUUCCGAAAAAAAUGACACGGGGCAAAAUUCAGAAACGGUACAUACAACUGUAACAGACCACGAAGGACGACCACUUUCAGAAGAAAGCGAUUCAGAUUCACCCGAGAAUUCUGUGCAAUCUUCGAAAUUAAGCACACUUGGUAAAGAAUCACCGAUGGCAUCGUCACGAAGGUCUUCGCGUUCUCAAGAAACGGCAGCAUCAUCUGCUUCAGAACCUACGAUACUCUCAAGAUGCUUUAAAUGGUGCAAGUCAGGACAACGAGCUCAAGAGGAGGCAUCUAGGAAAAGAAGCCAUCAAGCGCUGCCGAUAAACAUGCGUCCAACCAGUAAAGGUACGCCUCAUUAUGGUAUAUCCUGUGCUGUCUGCAAUGUCGCUCCAAUACUGGGAACUCGCUGGAAGUGCAGUGAUUGUCCCGACUAUGACAUGUGUUCCACCUGCUAUGAGGAAAAAAGAGAACAGCACGAUAUGUCACAUCAGUUCAUAAAAAAGGAACCUCCUGCAUUUUAUAAGAAAAUAUAUACAAGUGGGAGAAUCAUUUUUAUGAAAGACAACAAAAGGGUUCAUAACAGAGAUGAUUAUCACGAUGCAGAAUACAUCAAGAUAAAUGCUGAUGCUGGGGACAAUGAAAGUACUCUGCAGCAAGUAGCGGAAAGAAUUGUUGACAAGCUGUGGCAGAUUCGUCAUAAAAAUCUUCUGCUGUCAGUCACUGACGGUGCGGAUGAGUUGGAUGAAAACGGUCGUAGCGCAUUCACAGAAGGCCUCAAAAAGAUGUUACCAGAAAGUGAAACUGGUUUACAGAAAGGGUUAGAUUUGUGAAAAUAAUACUGUGAUCAGUGGAAGUUAACGGUAAAUACACACAAAACUAAAGUCAUGGUUUUUAAAAAAGGAGGAAGACUAAGACGAAAUAUAAGAUUCCUUUAUGAUAGCAACGUUUUAGAAAUUGUUGAUAAAUUUACGUAUUUGGGGUUUGUCUUUUCCUCAGGGGGCUCAUUUUCCAAAACAUUUGAUAGCCUGUGUGGACAAUCUCUGAAAGCUGACAUUAAGACAAUAUUUGUCGAAAUGUUAUAACAUUUCAUUACAACACAGGUUAGAAAUGUUUGAUAAAUCAGUUUAUCCGGUUUUAAGUUAUGGCUCCGAAAUAUGAGGAUUACAGAGCAAUAUAAAGAUAGAGCGAAUACAUUUAAAUUAUUGCAAAGUACUUUUAGGAGUACGAAGGCAAACACAGAAUAACACAGAACUAGGAAGACCAUCUUUAUCUGUCAGACAUAGCGUUAAUGUAAUUAGAUAUUGGUUAAAGAUAGUAAAUACAAAUGCUAUUAAAUAUGUAAAACUUGUUUAUGAUAUUAUGUUCCGAGAAUUAGAAACUUACCGCAAUAACAGAUCUUGGGUCUACAUGGUAAAAAGUCUUUUAGGUAAUUGUGGUUUCAACAAUGUGUGUCUGAAUCAAGGGGUAGGGGAUGUAGACAUGUUUUUGAAAAUCUUUAGAGUAAGAGUCACGGAUAUGUUUAUACAAAAUUGGAAAAACGAAUUGAGCGAAUGAACUAGAGCAAAAACAUACAUAUUAAUAUCCGAUUUUAAAUUUCAAUCCUAUUUAAAUGAUGUUAACAUUCCAAAAUACAGAAUGGCCCUCUCUAGAUUAAGAGUCUCUACACAUAGGCUUAAAGUUGAAACGGGAAGAUGGCAAAAACCAAUAGCUAUUCCUUAUGAAGAAAGAAAAUGUCCUUUAUGCAAUCUUUAAGAAGAUGAGUACCACUUUGUUAUGGAGUGUACAUUAUAUACUGAUAUCAGAAAAGCUUAUUAAAAACCGUAUUAUUACAUAAGACCAAAUAUGUUUACGUUUAUAGAUUUAUUGACCUCUCAAAAUGGUAAUAUUGUUAAAAAUUUAGCUAUGUAUAUUUAUAAAGCAUGGGAAAUAAGAAAUACGUAUACUACAUAUUAUGAUUAGUGUUGGUUGUUGGUAUAUAUUUAUGCACCGAUUCUCGCUGUAUAUUGUCUUUUCUAAAAUACCCAAUAUUUUUUUUAAUUUUUAAUUGUUUUUUGGACAAUGUACCGAUCUUUAUGUGUGAUGUUUAUAAUUUGAAUGACCUGUGGCUUUGUUUAAUGUAUAUUGUAUUGGCAUUUCAUGUAUACUCAUGGACUUAUUGUCUACUGUAUUAUCAAAUAAACUCUAUAUAUUAUUGUCUAUUUUACAAGGAUUUCAUUUCACUAGACUCAUUUUUUGCGCACAUCUGACAUACCAUAUCGACGUCCCACACACCAUUUCGAAUGUUUAUACCCGCGUAAGACUCCGAUUCAUUUGAACGUUAUAUAUAUAUGAUUAUUUUUAUUUUGCUUUAAAUACAAGCUACCAGGAGUUUUUUGGUGAAUAUGUGAAGAUGAAAUGUGGUUUUGAAUGGCGCCUGAACACGCGGAUGCGAUUCAUCGUCACACAAGCGCGCUAUUUUUUUAAGACCAGAAAAUAAAAAAUAAAUUAGUUCAAAUGUGAUGACAUAUUUUAUUGCAGUGUAAUGAAGGGAUGAAUAUCAUUUUGUCAGAAAGGUUUCUCUCCAGUUUGUUUCAUGAAGUUAAUGUCUUUAAAAAACACAUUUGUUUCCCACCAAAUCAAAGGCACGAAUGAUCCAACAAAAUUGUAUUAAUGUGUAUAUGCAUAAUCUCUUCAGCGCAUAUAUUUCUUCGCAUAUUCGUAGGACCUUCGCUUGACAUAUUUGUUUAGUAAAUUGUUGCCUUUGAUCACCUAUUUAAAAGUAUG